Messenger RNA from Oryza brachyantha (malo sina), 1302 nucleotides. RefSeq names its product glucan endo-1,3-beta-glucosidase GV-like. Gene Ontology annotation, biological process: carbohydrate metabolic process. Gene Ontology annotation, cellular component: plasma membrane. The record is from RefSeq and is a predicted model, not a curated record. The coding region runs from base 151 to 1104 and encodes 317 amino acids. The transcript has 2 exons. Gene Ontology annotation, molecular function: hydrolase activity, hydrolyzing O-glycosyl compounds. Lineage: Eukaryota; Viridiplantae; Streptophyta; Magnoliopsida; Poales; Poaceae.
ACCAUCUCACACCGUUUCUCACUAUAUAAGGAUGCUAAUUCUUUCGUAUCUACGAUCACGAACGAGCAUUGAAGCAUUCAUAAAAUCCAUCUCCAGAUACUGAUCAAGAAGAUCAGAGCUAGUUCGAUUUGACCUAGCUAUUUGGGCAAAAUGGGAGGUGCCCAUGGAGUUUGCUACGGCAUGAACGGCGACAACCUCCCGCCGGCGAGCGAGGUCGUGCAGCUGUACAAGUCCAACAACAUCGGCGCGAUGCGCAUCUACUCCCCGGACAAGGCGGCCCUCGCCGCGCUCCGCGGCAGCGGCAUCGCCGUCAUCAUCGACGUCGGCGACAGCGGCGCCGUCGGCAACCUCGCAAGAAACCCCUCCGCCGCCGCCGACUGGGUCCGGGACAACGUGCAGGCGUACUGGCCGGACGUCAUCAUCCGGUACAUCGCCGUCGGCAACGAGCUCGGCCCCGGCGACAUGGGGCUCAUCCUCCCGGCCAUGCAGAACGUGCAGAACGCCCUCGCGUCGGCCGGGCUGUCGAACGCCAUCAGGGUGUCGACGGCGGUCAAGAUGGACGUGUUCGCCGACACGUUCCCUCCGUCGCGCGGCGUGUUCCGCCCCGACCUGCAGCAGUUCAUGGCGCCCAUCGCGCGGUUCCUCGCCGACGCCAUGGCGCCGCUGCUCGUCAACGUGUACCCCUACUUCGCCUACAGGGACAACCCGCGCGACAUCAGCCUCGGCUACGCCACGUUCCAGCCGGGCACCACGGUGAGGGACGACGGCAACGGCCUCACCUACACCAACCUCUUCAGCGCCAUGGUGGACGCCGCCUACGCCGCGCUGGAGAAGGCCGGCGCGCCCGGCGUCCGCGUCGUCGUGUCGGAGAGCGGGUGGCCGUCGGCGGGAGGGUUCGCGGCGAGCGUGGAGAACGCGAGGAACCACAACCAGGGCGUGAACGACAACGUCAAGAACGGGACGCCGAAGCGGCCCGGGCAGCUGGAGACGUACGUGUUCGCCAUGUUCAACGAGAACCGGAAGCCCGGCGACGAGACCGAGAGGCACUUCGGGCUGUUCAACCCCGACAAGACGCCGGUCUACCCGAUCACCUUUCCAAACUAGCAGCUCUGCAUGCCAAUGUAAAUAAGGAUUUGCACACGAAUAAUCCAUGCUCAAUUAAUAAUGUUUACUUGAGUUGAAUGUUAGCGUGCGAGAGAAAUGCUACACGAAUAACAACUUUCAAGGUAUCUCUUUCUGUCUGUCGAUGACAGCAGGUACCAUCUCGUGCCAAACAAAGGGCACAUGGCACAAACAUUUAUU